Messenger RNA from Grosmannia clavigera kw1407, 1869 nucleotides. RefSeq lists its product as uncharacterized. The record is from RefSeq and is a predicted model, not a curated record. The transcript is spliced from 3 exons. Bases 1 to 1869 code for a protein of 622 amino acids. NCBI's taxonomy places the organism in Eukaryota, Fungi, Ascomycota, Sordariomycetes, Ophiostomatales, Ophiostomataceae.
AUGCCGGCCAUUUUUCAGGCGCUGGCGCCACCCCUGGGUCCAGUUCCUGACAACACGACGGCUGUCGGAAUCCAAGUGAUCUGCUCCUGGCCAGUUUCGGGGCAGUACGGCGUUGGAUCCCGAAUAUUAUACUACGUCCUCGUCGCCGCCUGCGUGCUGGCCAGAAAAGAAAUAUGGAUUCGCAAUGCCUGUCUCGCGGCCGCACUUCUCUUCCCAGCCGUGGCCGCCAUCCACGGCAUCGUUCUGGCCGCGCUGCACAAUGACGCCGCCGUUGAUCUGGACGUCUAUGGUGCCUUCCAGUUCUGUGCCAUCGGCAUCCUCGCUGCACCCGUCACCGUCCGGCUCUCGAGCACGUAUUUCUUCUCUCCCGGCCGCAAUACCAUCUUCCUCUGGACCGGCAUGGUGCUGGCCGGCCUCCUCAGCCUCACGGUCGAGUUCUACCGCCUGCAUCCGGUCCCGUGCACCCACGACAAUGCCGGCAAUCCGAUCCCGUCCGACAUCUCACAGGACGCUUUUCUCCGGCUCAACGCCACCUGUGGCCUCGUGUGCGACACCGUCAACGGGCCCUUCUCACCCAUGCGUGGAGGCUCUGCCAACAACAUCGAGGUCGUCGGCGUGCCCACGGCCCUCAGCUUCGACACGGCCACGCUGCUGGCGGCCGCCUGUUGCAUCCCGGCCAUCCUCUCGAUCGCGUCCAUGUGGAACACCAUUGUCGAGAUCAACUGGCGCUCGCGUCGUAGCUCGGCCGAUGACCCGCACGACGGUGACGACGAGCACGACGAGCACGCCGUGCGCAGCAACAUCAAAAAGGUCAACGCCACCAUCGGCACCUUUCUGCGCGCCAUCGAGAUCCCGCUCUUUGGCGGCGCCGUGCUCGCCCUUCUCAUCACCGGCGAGCGCAACUUCUUCAGCCCCCAGAUUUGGUACAUGACCGAGCCCAUGGCCAACGUCGGCCAGUGGACCCCCGUCGUCGGCACCGGCUUCACCAUCCUCUGGUCACUGCCGCACAUCUUCUCGCGCGGAGACCCUGACGACAAGCACCCGGACGAGCCGUCACCUUCAUCGCAGUCACCGUCGCCGCCUGGCCUCGUGACCCCCUGUCACUGUCCACAUUCACAUGUCUGUCAUAGUGCCAAAGAGCCCCUAGCCAGUAAUGACAAGGGCUAUUUCCACGAUGCCGACCUCGAGCGUGGCCGCGGGCCCAUCCGAGAGUCGGAGGAUGCCUCGCCUGACUCCUUCCCUCACGUUGAACACGUCUCUGACGUCGACAACGAUACCGGCAGCCUCAGGCGCUCCGUCCAACUGUCGCAAGCGGCACGAACGCAGUCGCGCGCGACAGCCGCCACUGCCGUGAGCGAGAAGCCGACUGAGGACUUGGGCAGCCGCCGCAAGGUCGCCCGCGUCCUCGAGCGCGUCGCCACCGUUUUCGACAACGCCAUCACGACACAAUUUACCACCUCCGGCUUUGAGUCUACUCCUGGCAAGGACUUCCCCGAGAUCCCCGCUGAAUACCUUCGCAACCCAGGCCUUGCCAGGAUCCGCAAGAACUACCAUAUGCACCGAAAAAACAGCUUCAAGUCGCGACAAUCUGUAUCACCCUCCCCUCUCUUCUCUCGGCGAGGCGAGCCCAGCUCGCCGUCCCCGGCUGCCACCACUGGUCAGCUACGCCGAUCUACCCUAGCACCUCCCUCCAACGUCUACGGUCACGACACAGUCACGCGCAGCUUCUCACAUCCGGGCCCGUCACAUUCCACCACCCCACAUCCGCGGGUAGACGACCCUCCGCGUCCUAUUAUCGCACUCAACGCUGAUCUGCUGGCAGCUCAGUCCUCGUCCCAACCGCCCAUCAGCCAGCCGCCAACACAAUGA